CCGCUCUAGGCAAACAUAGCUGUACGCCUGCGCACCGCACGUAGCAACACUCCGCGGCAGCAAAGAAACCGACGGAUUGUUUGUGCGCAUUUUUAGGACGAAAAGAGAUAAAUCACCCUAAACAGACUCGUAGGAAUCAUGGGGAGUGUGUUCCUGCCGGCGGACGCGGCCCACUCGGUGCUGCACCGGCUGCGCAGGGCCAACUUCUUGCUGGAGGAGAUGAAGCAGGGUAACAUCCAGAGAGAGUGCCGCGAGGAGAUCUGCACCUAUGAGGAGGCCCGCGAGGCUUUCGAGAACGACGAGAAGACGAGACGGUUCUGGGAUGAGUAUGUGCGUGAGAGCAGUCCAUCUGGAGGACUGGAGACAGUGGUUGGAGGAGUCCACUCUCUCUACUUGAUCGUGCCAUUGCUGGUGGUUGUGCUCAUCGUUGUCGCCGUAGCCAUCACUGUGUGGCGCUACCACUCCCGCAAGCGAUCGCAGCGCAGCCCCAGCCUGGGACACUCGCAUAACGACCACGUCCUGUCAGUGGUGUCUAUGGACCAUUGGGGGAGGGACUCAGAACUCAGCGUCCACAGCAGCCCAGCUUAUCCAGGCUCAGAGCUCAUAUCAGGAAGAGGAAGUGCUGGAGAACCUCCACCAUCUUAUGAAGAGGCUGUGGGCCAUGCAGACGUCCAAAUAGAGACAGAGCCACCUCCACAGUAUGAGGAUAUAGUCAACACUAGCUCUACUAGUGUCAGCGGUGCCCAUGGGAAGUAAACCUGUCUCUCACUACUACCCCAACAAAAGCCCUAACCUACACUAAGACCAUUGGAUCAUUUAGCAAUAUCACUGUUGUGCAUCACCAGCCUUCCCCAUUCAACACAUUCAGAAAGACUAUUAACUGUCUGGUCAAUGGACUAAUGCAAUCUUUGCCUGAGCCAGCGCUGUGGAAACUUGCACUAACCUUUUCAUCAUUGAGGUGAAGUGAAAGCAAGAAGGAUGUUGCAAUACCAAAACCAACCAACCUCUGCUGAUUUUCCUCAAGUUGCAGCUAUGCUGUCACACUGUAGUAAAUCAUUUAACUCAGCGGGCAUAAAAAAUGUUGCACGUGGAGUAAAGAAAAGGUUUCUGAUUGCCAUAAUGACAAUUAUUCAAUAGGUCUAUACGGGGGCUGGAUCGAUGCUUUAUUGUAGUUUAGUGCCAAUUUAUGAGUCUUAAGUGGCCAGUAGCAGAUAUUUUGCAACACUUUUUAAUACCUUUUUAAAUUUUAUCUCUUCGUUGUCAAAAAAUAAGAAUUGUGUAUAUUGCAUACUUUUAUAGUGUAAUAAUGUUAUAAAAGCAAUAGACUAAUGAAUAUCUUUCUCCAAUCACAUCACAUUGUGACUCAUAAAAUAACACACAUAUGAGACUAAAACAAUUAAAAACAGAGGUGUGAAGUACUGCUUCGGCUUGUCCUGAACAGCUGCUGGAAGUUUGACAAGAUACCAGAUGUCACUGUGUUUGCUGUCUUUGAAGCCCUGAAGCUUCAACUGUUUUUCUGCACAAAUAGAAAGACAGACAGACAGGCUUUAUCGGCUCAUCCCUAGCCUAACCUGUAAGCAAACAGUUCUGUAGUGCAAUAGUAACUUGUUAGCUCUGCUUGGUUGAACCGACUCCUGAGGGAAAUAUCUGGGUCAUCAGUUUGCUAAAAACAAAAAAUGUCUUUGCCAGACAUUCAUUUACGUUUUGCAAUUUUGUUCUGGGCAAGUAGUUGUGAUUUGCUUGUCUGGGCUUGUUAACUGUAAAUGAUCUAUGAAAAUGAUCACUUAUUGCAGGUUUAAAUAGUCAGGUUGUCAAACAAAGGCAUCGGUCCAGCUUUAGUAUACACUUGUGAAUGUUUUUGGAAUUUAAAAUUCAAGAUAAGACCAGCGGUUAUAAAGGGGGAGCGCUGAAAUGUGUUUCAUGUACAGUAUGUGUGCCAUAUGUGCUUAUAUUUUGGAAAUGCAUGCAGUUUGGUCUGUACACCUGAGCUUGGAUCUGGCUAUGCACUUUUUGUUGAGGGUCAGUGCUUGCUUUCCCAUGUCCCUUUCUGGGUUGUUGACAGUUGCUCAGAGCCUGCUUUAACUGUGAAAAUCUUCCCCUACGUUUUCCCCUAAAGCUAAUCUAACCGUGUUGGCUACAGAGUCUUCUGCUGCGCCACUUUACCCAAAAGCACUCUGAGUUCUUCAAAUAUGUUUGCAGCUACACCUUAAAUGUAAGCUGUAGAGGGAUUUACACAGGGUUGUGUGACAGAAAGCAAUAGAAACAGAAGCUUUGGGAAAAGAGGUAUCAGAAGGGAGGUUCUGUAUUUAACGACACUAUGGACAGAGUUCACAUUCAACAUGUGUGUAAUGUACCUGAAUAUAAAUAUGUAUAGUCUAUACGUGUGGAAGUAAGUUACAUUAAUAUUAUUUUCUACUGCAUAGGAAUGUAGUGAAUGCAUUGACACUAGUGUAACUAUUAUACAGUAGGCCGUGGAUAAAUGAAGGCCCUUUGUGUUUAUGCUCAAACUGCAGUGUUUGAUUAAAAUCAGGAUAGUCUGGUUUGACGUUUUCAGCGUCACUCUCAGACAGUACAAUGUUACUGUAAUACUUGGAGGGGGAAAAGUGCUCAUACUCUAUAUGGAGUGUUUUUGCAUACACUCUCAAAACCAAAUAUCUUCGUCUAAUGUUCACGGAUACUAAUACAUGUUACAUUUCCUGUCUACACCUCACAGACUUUGAGCACUGAUUAUUAUUAUACAUUUUUUGGGAGUUGACCUGUGAACCUCUGCACUUGCUAUGACCUUAAACUGAGUUGUGCUAGCCAUUUUGGUUAGGUCACUUGUACUCUUACUUGUUUUUUUUGUGUUUUAUACAAUGCCUUAUCAAACAAAAUGUUAUAUAACAAAUGCAAAAUAACUUGUUAUAAAUCAUUUAUAUGUGCAGAAGCUUGAAUUAAUUUGUAAUAAAAGAAAAAAGGUGCAA
Molecule: messenger RNA, 2963 nt
Organism: Etheostoma spectabile (orangethroat darter)
Lineage: Eukaryota; Metazoa; Chordata; Actinopteri; Perciformes; Percidae
Gene: prrg1
Product: proline rich Gla (G-carboxyglutamic acid) 1
Exons: 4
Coding region: 139-756 (205 amino acids)
Cellular component (GO): extracellular region
Molecular function (GO): calcium ion binding
Source: RefSeq, a predicted model, not a curated record